This is a messenger RNA of Penicillium longicatenatum, 1698 nucleotides long. RefSeq names its product FAD-binding oxidoreductase. The coding region runs from base 1 to 1698 and encodes 565 amino acids. Gene Ontology annotation, molecular function: D-lactate dehydrogenase (NAD+) activity; D-lactate dehydrogenase (cytochrome) activity; FAD binding. The record is from RefSeq and is a predicted model, not a curated record. The transcript is spliced from 4 exons. Gene Ontology annotation, biological process: lactate catabolic process. Gene Ontology annotation, cellular component: mitochondrion. NCBI's taxonomy places the organism in Eukaryota, Fungi, Ascomycota, Eurotiomycetes, Eurotiales, Aspergillaceae.
AUGCGAGUCACGCUCAAAAUCCCUCAGGGCUUCUCCACUCCCCGCAUACCCCAUUGCCGUCCCCGGACCUCCCAAUCCCAAUUCCUGCCUGGCGGAAUUCGGGCAAAUAGCUCAAUUACCCAGACCGGCAACACCCAACAGAGCUCUUCAAGCUCUGGUUCAUCGCCGAAUAAUUCUUUCUGGACUCCGGCGCGAGCAUUUCUUGUCUCCGCAUUUGCUGCGGGGUUGGGUUACAGUUUUGCCUCGUACAACCAGACACCUCGACCGGCGACAAAGGCGCAGUAUGGAUCAUUGAAGGAUUUUGAAAAGGCGAUCGCAGAAUUGAGAGCUAAGCUAGGCGAAGAUGCGGUCAGCACCGAUGAAGGCGACCUUCAAUCACACGGAUAUUCGGAGUGGUCAACUCUCAAUGCCGACCGCCUCCCGGUCGCCAUAGCAUACCCGACAUCGACUGAGCAGGUCUCGGAGAUUGCAAAGGUCUGCAACAAGUACCGAAUGCCCAUGAUCCCGUACUCCGGCGGGUCUAGUUUAGAGGCCAAUUUCUCCGCGCCCUAUGGCGGCAUGACCAUUGAUUUCGCUAUGAUGAAUAAAAUCUUGACGAUUCACGAGGACGAUCUAGAUAUCGUUGUGCAGCCUUCUAUACAGUGGAUGGACUUGAAUGAGCAGAUUAAGGAUACGGGUCUGUUCUUCCCUGUCGACCCAGGCCCAUCCGCCAUGAUUGGUGGUAUGGUUGGCACGAAUUGCAGUGGAACAAAUGCUGUUCGAUACGGAACGAUGAAAGACUGGGUGAUCAAUCUUACCGUUGUUCUUGCCGAUGGCCGAGUGAUCAAGACUCGGAGACGGCCGCGCAAGACAUCCGCUGGGUAUAAUCUUACGGGCAUGUUUGUGGGGUCUGAGGGAACGUUGGGAAUUGUUACGGAGGCCACGUUGAAGCUGGCUCCCAUUCCUGAACAAACCCGAGUUGGGGUUGUGACAUUCCCGACUAUUCGUGACUGUGCUUCUACUGCGAUGCAAUUGAUCAAAAAGGGUAUCUCCGUGCAAUGCAUGGAGAUAUUGGAUGAUGUGCAAAUGGAUGUGAUCAACCGUGCAGGUGGGACUGGGCGCUCGUGGACUGUAGCUCCUACGCUCUUCUUUAAGUUCUCCGGAACUAAGGCCGGUGUCGCUGACAGUGUCAAUCUGACGACGAUACUCGCUAAGAUCAACCAUGCCUCAUCCGUUGAGUUUGCCAAGGAUGAGAAAGAAGCUCAUGACCUUUGGUCGGCACGUAAGCAGUCACUGUGGAGUAUGAUGUCGCUCCGCCCGGAAGGCUCUGAUGUCUGGUCGACGGAUGUCGCUGUGCCUCUAUCCAGAUUACCCGAAAUUAUUGAAAUCUCUAAAAAGGAACUGGUUGAUCUUGGUCUAUUUGCCAGCAUCCUCGGACAUAUCGGCGAUGGAAACUUUCACGCUAGCAUCAUGUUUGACCGUCAAGACCCGGAUCAGAAGGAGCGAGUAGAGAAGGUCGUAUAUGACAUGGUAAAUCGCGCUCUCGAGAUGGAGGGCUCAUGCACGGGUGAACACGGUAUUGGUCUUGGUAAGAAGGGAUCACUGAAAAAGGAACUCGGAGAGGAUACCAUUGAUAUAAUGCGCGGUAUAAAGCGCUCCCUUGACCCGCAUUGGCUCCUGAACCCUGGUAAGAUCUUUGAUUUGGAGAGGGAUUCGUGA